Molecule: messenger RNA, 3601 nt
Organism: Paramisgurnus dabryanus
Lineage: Eukaryota; Metazoa; Chordata; Actinopteri; Cypriniformes; Cobitidae
Gene: six4a
Product: SIX homeobox 4a
Biological process (GO): regulation of transcription by RNA polymerase II
Cellular component (GO): transcription regulator complex; nucleus
Molecular function (GO): RNA polymerase II cis-regulatory region sequence-specific DNA binding; DNA-binding transcription factor activity, RNA polymerase II-specific
Source: RefSeq, a predicted model, not a curated record
CAUUUUUAUAAGGGAUAUUAUAACAACUGCUUGGUAGAGGAAUAGCUGAAGGGCAGGGCUUGUCGUUUUGAAUGUUUGUGUCGUUUGAAUGUCGUUUGUAUCUCCAUGAGCAGUCUAAAUUCUGUUGAGCUCAGAGUAAACAUACUGCAGCACACAAAAGACUCGACCGAGCUCUCACCUAGCGCAGGUGAGCCGCGGGAAAACGUCACACUUGAGUGACAGCUGAAUUUUAAUAGCCUGCGGUCGCCCCGCCCCUUUUGGAUCUUUGUUUAGCCAAUCAUGUGUCCCCCCCAAACUAUCGGACUGAGAAGAAGUCACACUGGAAGGAAAGGCAAAAGCUAUCCACUUACAGAGACACCCGAUAUCACACGCAUGGCGCAAGGGUAACCUGAUCAGCUUUGGUAAAAACGAGGCGUGGUGAUAGACUAAAGGAAUCCGAGGAUUAAAAACAAUGUCUGUUUCCUCUAGUGAAGUGACAGUGACGGGCGACAUCAAAAAGGAAAAUGUGAAGUGCGCGGAGCCUCUCGAGAUCUCCGCGGAGGGUCGGGAGCAAUCCCGGGACACUCCGACUUCCACUGUGAUGCUUUUAGGGCAACAGCAGUCUUCUCCAUCGGAGCGCAAGAUGCCCAUUAUGGACUCUUUGACUGCGCACAGUUCACCCACAGCAGCUACCUCUUUGGCUUUCUCACCGGAGCAGGUUGCUUGUGUUUGCGAAGCGCUUCAGCAGGGAGGCAACGUGGAUCGGCUCUCCCGUUUUCUGUGGUCUCUCCCGCAGAGUGACUUACUGCGCGGAAACGAGAGUAUACUACGCGCGCAGGCGCUGGUGGCUUUCCAUCAGGCGCGCUACCAGGAGCUGUACAGCAUUUUGGAGAGCCACAGCUUCAGCCCUUCGUGCCACUCAGCCCUGCAGGAUUUGUGGUACAAAGCCCGGUACACAGAGGCGGAGAAAGCCCGCGGUAGACCGCUGGGCGCAGUGGAUAAAUACCGUCUGCGACGGAAGUAUCCCCUGCCCCGGACCAUUUGGGAUGGAGAGGAGACGGUGUACUGCUUCAAAGAGCGCUCCAGGAACGCGCUGAAGGACCUCUAUAAGCACAACCGGUACCCGUCACCAGCCGAGAAGAGGAAUUUGGCCAAGAUCACAGGACUCUCCCUGACACAGGUCAGCAACUGGUUUAAAAACAGGAGGCAGAGAGACAGAAACCCCUCAGAGACACAGUGCAAAAGUGAGUCAGAUGGAAAUCACAGUACAGAGGAUGAGAGCAGUAAAGGACAAGAAUCCUUGUCCCCAUGUCCGAUGUCGACCUGUGCCGAUGGGACCGUGCCUCUCUGCUCUGGAGCUCUGGAGGCCGGGGUCAUCAUCCAGCAGGUUGAAGAUAGCAGGAGCUCCAUUUCCCCACCCUCGGUCAUCUUUAACGGAGUUUCGAUAAACACACCCACCUCCAUUUACCACAAUGGCACCCCCUUCCUUUCUUCGACAGGACACAUGCUCUUCAGUGGUAUGAACGUGGGACUCCAGCCUUUGUCUUGCAGGUCUGCAGAGCAGGAUAAAGGGGCAUACACCUCAUUUCACUGCAGCAUAAAUGGGACAGAGGCAGAUGUGAAAGCUGAAAAUGUGAGCCAAGAAGUGUCUGUCCGAGACAGGGCCGAAACGAUUAGCUUGUCGUUCGGUACUACGCCGACUAAUGGAGCCCUGCACUACAACUUGGUGACUGUACAAGGAGCAGUGCCUGAUGGCAAUGGGACUUCGCUGCUUAGCAACAAAGUGGUACUUCCUCCUUUGCAACUCCCAUCAUCUUCAUCAACCUCAUCUGUUACACAAGGUGCUAUUUCAUUAAGUAAUGCUUCUGCUCGAACAUCUCUGUGCCAUCUGGAUGAGGUGGAGGAGCACGACAGACUGCGACUGACCUCACUCGAGCCCAGCACAGCACUUUACAGCCUGGCUGCUUCACACGUACUGUCCAAUGUAAAGAAGGAACCCCUGGAAAGUGCCGAUGGAUACCUUUACCACCCUGCACUUCACCUGGAGCAGACUGCUCACCUGGGCUACUCGAACACCUCUGACCCCAUCCACAACUCCACAACCUCACUUAACACCACCUUGACGACAAGCCAACAUGAGUACACAACUCUCACAGUGAGCUCUCCCUUACUCGCCCAAACAGACAUUACCGGUGAGUUCAGAGGUCAUGAUGUCCAUGUGACCUCAAACCUAAAUGGUGACUUCCUGUGUGCAGUAUCAGAGGGGGGGAAGGUCCCGGACGAGAUGGUGAGAGAAAUGGAGGAAGAGGGGAAAAAACUGACUAAACUAAAAACAGUUCAUAUAGAGGAAGAGAUGACUGACUUAUGAACUUAUGUUGCUUAAAUAAGGAGGUAAAAUAUUAUUUUACACUAUUUUUGAUUGAGUUUUAUGGUUUCAAUGUUUUGUUUUUAAGUAUUAAUUUAUUAUGGUGAAUUUGUCGCCUGAUUUUAUCCAGUUUGGUUUGGAUAAUCUAUGCAAAGACAUAUUUGGAGGGCAUAUUUUUCAAAAGUGUUUGUUUUAUCUUUUCUUUUUUCUCUUUCUUGUUCCACACACAGUUUAAGAUCAGUAGUUGUGUAAAAUACAAUAAUACUUUAUAUGCAUUUCAUCAUAUCUGUCCACACUCUAGUUUCAUACUUCUUUUAAAAAAGUGUUUACAUUAUUUUUGGUACUACAGAAACCAAAUUUACUCCGAAGAGUCAUCAGAGAGAUGUAAUUUUCUCUAUCACUCUUUCUCUCACUCUGAGGAGUGUGGACACAUGUAUAUUUUAUGGGAGUCACCUGUUAUUUUCUGCCAAGAAUAGUUGAGUUUAACCGACAGGUGGGUGUGUGGUCAUGUGACAUCCAUGUUCUAGAGCCGUGCAGUGUCAUUUCAACAUUAAAGGUCACAUUCGCACAUGCACACAUAGAGAUUAAAAACACUUAUUAUUUAAAUAUACACAAUAGGAAGCCAUAACACAUACACACUUUAACACAUAUGUACACAUAUAAGUGCUAAAGUAAAAAAACAUUAUUUUAAAGAAAUAUAAUAUGCAGCUGAUAACAAACUAAAUGCCAGUUAAAACCAAUAGCAGCAAUAAUAAAAACACAAGCUAUUAAUUUACAUUUUAAACCAAAAAUGUCUCUGUACAUUAAGUGGUACAGUUGUAAAUGUGAAAGAUAUAUUUAUAUAAGUGUGUUUGUGUGCGUGCAUCUGGGAGUUUUUUAUUUUUUUUUAGAUUGUUAUGUGCAAUCUUAAAUGCGUGAUUGGACUUCAGGUUGCUUGAUUUUUUUGUGCUGGUGUGGUAUAUGCAGUAUUUAACUUGAUGACAACAGCUAUGCAACUGUUCUGGGACAGAAAAAAGCAGAGAUGAUAGCAAUGCUGUCUAGCUUCAUAAACUGGACAUGCGUCUUACAGCUAUCAGUAAUUCGAAUGAUACAGGUGUAAAAUUAAGUCAUGUAGAGUUGUAAAUGUAUGAUCAAAAAGCAAAACAGCCUUGUGUGAAUAUUAUUUUAGCAUGAAAAAUGUUAAAAGUUGAAGAAACGUGUAUUUUUCUAAAAAAAAGGCACAUAAACGUGUGCAAUUAAAUAUUUAUAUUCAAUAUA